AUGGCGACGAAGCGCGCGAAGACGGCCGCGAGGGACGAUGACGACGUCGUCGACGCCGCGCGCGCGUCGGAGGAGGAGGACGGACGCGGCGUGGGCGGUGAUGAGACGAAUGAUGAUGGAUGCGAUGCGACGCGCGACGCCCCGUUGCUCGUGCGCGCGGACGCGGAGGCGUCGUACGACGAUCUCACGGGCGCGGCGUUGACGGGCAUCGAGGCGCGGGCGAUCGAGGCGGAGAAGGAGCUGGUGGCGGCGAGAACGGCGAAAUCGCCGGAGAAAGGGACGGGUGGGGACGCGCGCGAGACGAAGCUGGAUGAGCGCAAGUUUAAACAGCUGGACGCGUUGUUGGAUCAGACGACGAUUUAUUCGCAGUUUUUGAGCGAACAGAUGGAUACGUUGGAGGAAGAGGAGGGUGGUGCGAGCGGGCGGAGUCCGAAUGGGACGAAUGGGAAGCGUGGGACGGAUGGGAAAUCGACGACGCUGGGAAAGCGGAAAAAGAUGAGCGAGCAGGAGGAGUUGGAGGCGACGAAGAAAAUGCUUCCGCUCAUGGAGGGCGGAUCGAUGCGGGAUUAUCAGUUGAAGGGAGUGAAGUGGAUGAUUUCGCUGUAUCAGAACGGGUUGAACGGGAUCUUGGCGGAUCAGAUGGGUCUGGGGAAGACGGUGCAGACGAUCGGUUUUCUCUCGCACCUGCGAUCGAAGGGCGUCUUGGGGCCGUACUUGGUGAUCGGUCCGCUCUCGACGCUGAGUAACUGGGUGAGCGAAUUUCAGCGAUGGACGCCGUCGAUUCCGGUUAUUUUGUACCACGGCACCAAGCAAGAGCGUGCGGAGAAGCGCAUGGAGCACCUGCCGACUACGACUCCGAUCAAGCCCACGUUUCCAGUCAUCGUCACCUCGUACGAAGUCGUCAUGGCGGAUCGAAAGUUUUUGCAAAAGUACAAUUUCAAGUAUUUGGUCGUGGACGAGGGUCACAGAUUGAAGAACUUUGAUUGCAAACUCAUUCGUGAGCUCAAGUACAUUCCGACGGCGAACAAGCUGUUGCUCACUGGGACGCCGCUGCAAAACAACCUCCCAGAGCUGUGGUCGCUCUUGCACUUCUUGCUCCCAGACGUCUUUAGCUCGCUGUCGCAGUUCCAGUCUUGGUUCGAUUUUGCGGACAACAUCGGGAAUGAGGAUGAAACGCAAGCGGACGUUGACAAGAAUGAGCAAGAGCAUCGCGCCCGCGUCGUGCAGAAGUUGCACGGGAUUUUGAGACCGUUCUUACUGCGCCGAUUGAAGGGUGACGUCGAGCUUUCGCUCCCGCGCAAAAAGGAAAUCCUCCUGUAUGCGCAGAUGGUCCCCAAGCAGCGCGAUUUCAACGACGCGCUCGUGAAUAAGACGAUGCAGGAACUGUUGCAACAAGUCGCCGGUAGUGGUCGCAUCCCAGUCGGACACACCGCGGUGAACAAUUUGCUCAUGCAGUUGAGAAAAAAUUGUAACCACCCAGAUCUCAUCACGGGCGGCUUGGACGGCUCGAUCAUGUUCCCGUCAGCGGAUGAACUCGUGGAGCAGUGCGGUAAGAUGCAAUUGCUCGACCGCUUGAUGAAGAAGCUUCGCGCGCGCGGACACAAGGUUUUGGUUUUCUCCCAGAUGACGCGCAUGUUGGACUUGCUCGAGUCGUACUUUCAACAACGCGGAGAAAACGUUUGCCGCAUCGAUGGCUCAGUCAAGCAAGACGACAGACGCGAAUUCAUCGCAAAAUUCAACACCGAUCCCGAUUACGGAAUCUUUUUGCUCUCCACGCGUGCCGGAGGUUUGGGGAUCAACCUCACCGCCGGGGACACGGUCAUCAUUUAUGACUCAGAUUGGAACCCGCAUCAAGACUUGCAGGCGAUGGAUCGCGUGCACAGAAUCGGUCAGACCAAGCCCGUGCACGUCUACCGCCUCGCCACGGCGAAAUCGGUGGAGGGCAAGAUGUUGAAGAAGGCGGCGUCCAAGCUCGCGCUCGAAAAGCUUGUCGUCACCGGCGGCGGUUUCAAGCAAGAGAAGACGGAUGGCGACCGCGCGUUGGGCGCCGAAGAGCUCAUGGCCCUCCUCAAGGGCGAGACCGCCCCAGGAGACGAGGACUUACCGCAGAGCGCAAACAUUUCCGACGCCGACCUAGACGUCAUCCUCGACCGACGCGAUUUACUCGGUGAGAUCCCACCCAACCCGGAGCGCGGCGUCGGAUGGGAAGACGUCGAGGAUCGUUCCGGAAUGAGUCUCCUCGGUAACGUCUCCGAGACUUGA
Molecule: messenger RNA, 2262 nt
Organism: Ostreococcus tauri
Lineage: Eukaryota; Viridiplantae; Chlorophyta; Mamiellophyceae; Mamiellales; Bathycoccaceae
Product: SNF2-related
Exons: 1
Coding region: 1-2262 (753 amino acids)
Cellular component (GO): nucleus
Molecular function (GO): ATP binding; DNA binding; ATP-dependent chromatin remodeler activity
Source: RefSeq, a predicted model, not a curated record